Messenger RNA from Paramuricea clavata, 1227 nucleotides. The record is from the annotation of a GenBank genome assembly. NCBI's taxonomy places the organism in Eukaryota, Metazoa, Cnidaria, Anthozoa, Malacalcyonacea, Plexauridae.
AUGUCCGACGAAGAUCACAAAUCUGAAGUAUAUGACACACUUACUAAUAUCCUGAAUGAAAUUGAUGAUCUACCAUUACAUCCGAAAAACAAAAUUCUUUUAUACAGUCGUUAUGUGCUUUCCAAAAUCUCUUGGCACUUCACUGUUUCUGACAUAGGCAAAACCUGGGUUAACGAUAAACUAGAUAGUAUCGCGUCCACGUAUAUCCGAAAAUGGCUUGAACUUCCUAUUUCUGCAACCCUUAGUAACGUCCUACUUCCCCACAAUAAAUUUGGAUUAAAUAUCAUUCUACCUUCAACCAAAUUCCUUCAAUGCCAAACUGUUUCUCGGAAAGCCCUAAAGUCGUCGCCAAAUGAAGCAAUCAAUAACCUUUGGAAAGAUACUAGCAAUCACAAAAAUGUACAAUAUGACAAAUACAAAAACACCAAGGACGUAUUAAACACCAUCAGGAAACAACAUGAAGACAAGCUUCAACACCACCUCAUUUCACAAGGCUCAUUUUUCUCCAAUAUCAUUAAACAUUCUACACUCUCAUUCAACUCUAUAUGGUCCUCCGUUCAGAGUAAACUUCCGAAGAAUAUAUUUAACUUCACUAUCCGGUAUAUAAAUAACACUCUUCCGACUCGCAAAAACCUUCUGAAAUGGGGAAUAUCACCAACAUCCGAAUGUUCGUUUUGUUUGAAUCCAGAAUCACUUCUUUACGUCGUCGCUGGAUGCAAGACCUACCUAAAUGAAGGACGUUUCACGUGGCGUCAUGAUUCGGUGCUUAACUUCAUAGCAUCCAUACUUAAAUCUGUGAACCAUUGUAACCUUUAUGCUGACCUUCCUGGCUAUAUCAGUCCAUCUGUUAUCACCGGAGAUGAAUUGCGCCCUGAUCUUUUGAUAACACUUGAAAACAAAUGUAUUUAUAUAGUUGAACUUACCGUCGGAUUUGAAUCUAAUCUCCUCACUAAUGCAACUCGAAAAAGACAAAAAUAUCAAGAUCUAAUUAACGAACAGCUCAAAAAUUAUGAAAAAGUGAAAUUUGUAAAUUUAUCGAUUAGCUCAUUAGGAGUUUUCAGCCACCCGUCGCUAGAUUUCACCGAAAUGCUGAAAGAUCUAAAGUUUGAUGAACAAUGUAGAAAGUACUAUGUUCGAAAAAUUAUUAAUAUAUGUAUCAGGUCCUCGUAUUAUAUAUUCUGUAAGCGUAACAAAGAAUGGGAUAACCCACAACUAAUGUCAUACUAA